AUGGGCAAACGCGACGCCAAUACGGCGUCCAACUACCACGUCUGGCGCAACAACCACACCACCGCUACCCUCAAGAUUGACUUUGAUGCCCAGGUGCUGCGCGGCCAUGUUGUCCAGGACUUUUCCCGCCAGCCCGCAGCGGACGGCGAGGACGCCAGCGAGAUCAUCCUCGAUACUAGCUCCGUGGAUGUGAAGGCCGUUUUCGUAGACGGCAAGGCUGCGCCCUUUGAGGUCAAGCCGCGCGCUGGUCCGCUCGGCGAGCCCCUGCACAUUCGGCUGCCGGCGGCCCUGGCUUCGGCGCCGGCGGGCGCCACCGUCCGCGUGCGCAUCGACGUCUCGACCACGGCCGCGUGCACGGCGCUGCAGUGGCUGACGCCCGCCCAAACGUCCAACAAGAAGGCGCCGUUCAUGUUCUCGCAGGCCCAGGCCAUCCAUGCCCGCUCGCUGUUCCCCUGCCAGGACUCCCCGGACGUCAAGUCCACCUACUCGUUCCGCAUCGCCUCGCCGCACCCCGUCGUGGCCAGCGGUCUGACCGUCACCGACGCCCGUGCCCAGCAGGUCGCGGAGGACGACGACAUCCUGGCGUCUGUCAGCGCCAAGGAUACGCUGUACGUCUUUGAGCAAAAGGUGCCCAUCCCCGCCUACCUCUUCGCCCUGGCCUCGGGCGACAUUGUCACGGCGCCCAUUGGCGCGCGGUCCGUGGUCGCCACGAGCCCCGACCAGCUCAAGGCCUGCCAGUGGGAGCUCGAGCAGGACAUGCCCAAGUACUUGGACGUGAUUGAGAAGCUCGUGUUCCCCUACGCCUGGGGCGAGUACAAUGUGCUUGUUCUGCCGCCCAGCUUCCCCUACGGCGGCAUGGAGAACCCCAUCUUCACCUUUGCGACGCCGACCAUUAUCAGCGGCGACCGCCAGAACGUGGAUGUCAUUGCGCACGAGCUGAGCCACAGCUGGAGCGGCAACCUGGUCACCAGCAGCAGCUGGGAACACUACUGGCUCAACGAGGGCUGGACCGUGUACCUGGAGCGCCGCAUUGUCGCCGCCAUCCACGGCGACGCCUACUUUGACUUUUCCGCCGUCAUCGGCUGGAAAGCCCUCGAGGGCGCCGUCAAGAGCUUUGGCCCCUCGCACGACUACACCAAGCUGCUCAUCAACCAUGACGGCAUCGACCCGGACGACGCGUUCAGCACCGUGCCCUACGAGAAGGGCUUCCACAUGGUCUACUACCUCGAGCGCCUCGUCGGCCGUGCCAACUUUGACAAGUUCAUCCCAUACUACUUUACCAAGUGGAGCGGCAAGUCCCUCGACUCGUACGAGUUCCGCGACACCUUCCUCGAGUUCUUUGCGAAGCCCGAAUUUGCCAGCCUCAAGGACGCCGUGGCCGGCAUCGAUUGGGAGGGCCGCUUCCACACGCCCGGCCUGCCGCCCAAGCCCCAGUUCGACACCUCGCUCAUCGAUGUCUGCUACAAGCUUGCCGAGCAGUGGAAGGCCAAGGACUUUGUGCCCUCGCCCAAGGACGUCGAGGGCUGGGCGGCCAACCAAAUCAUCGUCUUUUUGGGCGAGAUCCAGAGCUUCACCGAGCCGAUUACCGCGGACCAGUCCCAGCGGAUGGGCGCCGCCUACGGCUUGGUCGAUACGCAAAACGUCGAGGUCAAGGCGGCCUACUACGUGGCCUCCCUGCGCGCCCAGGACAAGAGUACCUACCAAGGCACCGCCGACCUGCUCGGCACCGUUGGUCGCAUGAAGUUUGUGCGGUCGCUGUACCGCGCCCUCAACCAGGUCGACCGCCCGCUGGCCCUGGCCACCUUUGAGAAGAACCGCGACUUUUACCACCCCAUCUGCAAGGCCAUGGUCGAGAAGGACCUCAGUCCGGAUGCGAUGCGGACAUGA
Messenger RNA from Sporothrix brasiliensis 5110, 1887 nucleotides. Its product is annotated as leukotriene-A4 hydrolase. The record is from RefSeq and is a predicted model, not a curated record. The transcript has a single exon. Lineage: Eukaryota; Fungi; Ascomycota; Sordariomycetes; Ophiostomatales; Ophiostomataceae. The coding region runs from base 1 to 1887 and encodes 628 amino acids. Gene Ontology annotation, biological process: proteolysis. Gene Ontology annotation, cellular component: cytosol. Gene Ontology annotation, molecular function: metallopeptidase activity; zinc ion binding; epoxide hydrolase activity.